AUGCAUCCACCUACCCCAGGAUUCACGAAAGCCACAAAACGUGCUACAGCAGAUGAUUCUUUACUCCACUCAUCAAAGCGGGUCAAAAUAGGCCAACCCACAUCCUUUGCAGAAAACGAAAUUUCAGAGCAAAGCGUAACAGAUAUAAUUAAAUAUGGCGUAGAUGAAACCAAAUGGAUUACGGGAAAGUUCAAGACGGUUUACCCCAUUAUGAACGGCAAAAUUGAGACCAUGGCUGCCAUCUAUUCUUCCACUCCCACAGAUAAUGGGCAUCUAAUUUCGAUUGUUUUCCAGCUCAAGCCUCGUCUUCUUUCCAAACUCGACAUAUCAGAUCUGGAUGAAUUCCGACUACUGCUAAGAGGUUCAAAUGUUGACAUUUUACAACAACCAAGGCAUACAUGCACAUUACCUCUGCAACUUGUUUUUGCAAACCAUGUGCAUAUAUUGUGGAAGUCACAGGAGGAUGAAUCGAAAUGGGAUACUAAGACGCUAAAUACAUGGCAAUCUGCCAGGAAAUCAGCAAAUGUCGAUAAUUCAUGGUAUAGCUCUGGCGCGGAAGAGGAGACGCCGGAAGAAGUAGGGCAGUCUGUACAUUCUCCACAUAUUGCAGAACAGCCCAUAGUCAAUACCAAAGCCGACUCGAACAUACUGGAACGUGAUCAUGUUAAGCAGAAAAGAAAGCGAGAACGAUUGGAGAGAAAACGUCAAAAACAAGAAGCCGCGGCCCAGGCGUCAACAAGGGACGAUGGUCCUUCUCAAGAUGGUACGUCGAGUUCUGGGUCAAGUUUUGUGUAG
This is a messenger RNA of Psilocybe cubensis, 795 nucleotides long. RefSeq lists its product as uncharacterized. The record is from RefSeq and is a predicted model, not a curated record. Lineage: Eukaryota; Fungi; Basidiomycota; Agaricomycetes; Agaricales; Agrocybaceae. The coding region runs from base 1 to 795 and encodes 264 amino acids. The transcript is spliced from 2 exons.